GUUAAUACUAAAGAUGCGUGAUUGAUAUUUAGAAGCUCCUGAUUGAAACCGCGAUCCUAUCGUUGUUUGCGCAACGAUGAAAACCAAAACAGUUGUAAAUUUCCUGGCCUCUUUAUGUGGUGAGUGCUUUAUUAUUAUUACCUUGGACACCGUAGUGCUCUGCGUACAACACAGGAUUGCUACUUGUUUGACCGUGGCCAAAGUGUAAACAAUCACACAAGUCACAGUCUUAAUAUAUCGACGUAAAGUACAGAAUAUAAAUACCCUAAUACCCAAGGCCUGUUCUAAAACUUUUAAAACUGGUUGAGCAAGAAGAGAAAUCUUUACCGAAACUUUUCAGAAUAUGGGCCAGUUCCCUCGGCUAAUACACAGAAGAAGCAGUCAACAUUUGUAAAGAUGCCGGCAAGCUUAAUUGUUAUUCACUCCAGUUAAAAGUAGUAGGUUGACAAAAUUGAUCUGAGCAAUUUUCUCAGCUUCGUUCCAGAUUUCGACUAGCAGAUUGGCAAUCCUUUUUCACCGACACAUUCGAUUUACGAUUUCCCACUUUGAAUUCAUUAACGCUUUGCUAUCGAUAAGCAGUUUCUUCACCUAUUGAAUGAGUAAUUUUGUAGUAAUUUCUAUAAGCAAUUUAACUGCAAUCGAGAGACUACAGUUAUAUCCACGUUUUAUUAAGACCCAAAGAGGUUUUUCGGUUUCGUUCAUGUCGCGGUUUAAUCAGUUUAAUAUCUUCGAGUGUUGUCGUCGAGGUUCUCAUAAUAUUUUUCUAUCUAAAAAGCCAUGGGGGUAAUUGUACGCACUUCCGCGAAAACUUUGAAGUUGUGCAACACUUGGUAAAAAUAAAUAUUUCGUGGAAGUGCUAAAUUGACGUCAUAAAAUACUGUAAAACAAAAAGGGUUUUCAAUUAAAUUUUACCCUGAAAUGUGCGACAUUAACAAAUUCAUACUAAUAGAUAGCCAAAUUCCGGCUUGAAUAUUCACUCGACUAAUUUCACUUGUCUUUCCUUUCUAUUGUUGUUUGGGCAAGGAAAGUACAUCUGGAUAAAUGAGUAUUUAUUCUAAUUUUGUAGUUGGGAAAGAGGCGAGGUGUUAAGUGGCGAAAGUUGGCGGACUUCUCCACUAAGUACCAGCAGAACCCUGACCGUCUAAUUCACUGAAUAUGCAAAUUAUCAUCCUUUCUUCAUCGCCUUCAUUACACAUUACUGAUAAGAAUUUGAUGUUUACCCCAUGUUAAGAUCGCCAAAAGUAAUCUACCUGGCUAUGCGAAAAAUUAAACUUUGGAGGCCGCCAUUUUGAAAUCAGCUGCUUGAUGUAAAAGAGAAAAAGAACAAACAAAUAUUUAUAAUCUUGAUCAGACAUGCCUUUUUGCAAAAGGCUGACAAUAGUUCGAAAAAUUUCUCUUUAGACGGAAGAAAGAGGAUCGAGACUAUUUCGUCACGGAUAAGUAGCCAGGCCGUUUAGCAAGAUUCAAUAUGGCGGCGUCUGUCAACGAAAUUCAGGCGCUUUUGAAGGCAAAUUUCGAAAGGUUGGAUGCUCUCUGAGAGCUAAAACCGCAGUCAGUGUCAUAACUUCGAACAUCGCUUUUGGAUAUAAAAAAUAAAACGGUUUCAGCAGCAUUUUAUAUACUUUCAACUUGAAUCUAAACUCGUAUUGGCCAUACUAACCUACUGAGCUACUCUCUAAAAUAACGAGUAAGAAUUUUGUUUUGCACUAGAAAUGGAAUGUGUUUAUUAUUUUUUCACACAGCUUUCAUUGUAAUCUUGCAAACAACAAGUUCUUCAGGUAAGUGCAGGUUUAUGAACUACCAUAAAGUUGUCUUUUUCAAAGCCGUUUCUUAUCAAUUAUGUACAGCACCUUGAGUAUCUGAUAAUGCAUUUCCGUUUUCCAUCUCUAGCACAACGAAAGAGUUGCAGCCGUUUUAAGAGCGAUAUCACAUUCAACGCAAAUGGCUCAUCAAUGAUCUUCCAAAGCCCCUCUUAUCCGAGCCGAUACAUUGUGAAUCUCAACUGCACCUACCUGUUUAAGGCCCCAGAGGGCUAUAGGAUUGAGUUGUCCUUCGAUUCCUUUCAAUUAGAAGGUGCAUUUCCGCAAUGUGGGAGUGAUUACAUUGCUGUCAGAGACGGAUCAAGCGGGGAGAGUCCGUUGAUCGGCAAGUUCUGUGGAUCAAACAAGCCAGCUCCAAUUAUUUCUUCUGAAAAUUCACUCUACUUUUUCUUCGUUUCCAAUGAAAAAGAUCCCUUUGAUGGAUUCAGUGGAUCUUACAGAGUUAUUGAUGAAGGUACUUCUAAAUAGAAUAAUUUUCAAUUGAACGUCGAAAGUAAUCAAGUAUUGUUUUGGUUUGCGUUACUUCGCACUGUGAUUUGUCCAGAAAACUCGCGCCACUUUCUCGACCAAUCAGAUACAAAUUUUAGACCAAUCACGACUUGGUCGCCCGCGUUUCCCAGCGCUUUAAGCAAUUUGGUUGUUUUCACUCAACGUUCCCAUUAGUACUUUUUUUUUUUGUGACACCUAGUCGAACAGCACUUUAUAUUAAAGUGCCAGGUGAUUUGUCUCUGCAUAAAAUAUGUUCGUGUGGUGUAAAAUUAACAUAUUUGAUUCAUCAUAUGCGCACAUUAACGCUGCACAAGUUACCGAGUGAUAAGUGCGCAUGGUGAUAACUCGAAAACCUGGGUUGUUGAAUAAUCGCUUUCUUAGAAUCGAAAAGUAACUUUCUCACUGAUCUGAGUAGAAAGAAAAAACCAAACAAGCCAAUAAAAAAAGUCAAAACAGGAAAACAAAACAAACGAAUGACGAAAUUGAAAGAAUAAUUAAGUCAUUGGUGCGCACAACGCAAUCGCCAGAAAUUCGUAAAUAUUAAUGCUGACUGUAUAAGUGAUCAUCGAUUUUACAUUAUCUCGAAGGUUCCAUGGCUCCUGAGGGACUUUAUGGACUUCUCGAUUUCAUUUAAAAUUUUCUCCUCGAGGGAACAAACAGUUAGGGUUAAAGUGCAACCCUGGCUUUGAGUCGAAAACCUUUUUCAUACUUUGAAGUUUUUAGUUCUUCUCUACUCUUCACAGAAAAUUCAAACGCCUUUAAUCCUUUACACCCUAACAUCAGAAUGCAUAUUCUCCAAACUGUUCUUCAUAAAUUUCCUGAGGUGCUGCUAACAAGGAGAAUUUGGUUAACAACAACAGCUUCUUUAGUUGUUGAUAAUUGCCUUUAUUCCCAGGCUUUCAUGUUUGAUUCAGGGGUGGUAAUGUGAGGAGAAUUUGGAUAUAAGUCUCUCUUAGGGUUAACUAGAGGCUUGAAUAUCUCUCCUAGUUGAGAUCGCCAAAUGCACCCAAGGAAAAACAAUUCCCCCACUUUUCACACGGGGGUACCUCACUUCCCCGACGUUUCCAGGAAAGUAUCCGCCAAACAGAGAAUGUUCGUGGACUCUCCAGGCCCCAGCCGGCCACUUCAUGACAUUGGUCUUCCGUGUGUUUCAAACCCAGUGCCCCGACGAUAAAGUUGUCAUUCGAGAUGGUGAUCAAAAUGGCCAGCUGUUAGGUCAGUUUUGUGGUGAGCGUGAACUACCAGUCUUCCGCGGUCGAAAAUUGUGGGUGUCAUUCAAAUCUGAUGGAUCAUUUGCCUCAGCAGAAAAUGGCUUCAAUGCUACUUUCGAAUCACUACCUUGUAAGUAUUCCAAUCGUCAGUGAGGGGCGACGAAACUUUCAUAAUCUGAAUAAAGGGGGUAAGUUUUUAACAUAAAACUGCGGUGCUGCGUCGAUGAGGUAUUAUAAGAUAAUUUGGUUCCAUCAACUGAGUUGAUAGUGUAAAUCAGCCACCACAAAGAGUUUCUUGAGCUGACAUUUCAAGCGUUAGCCUCGCGUCAUUUGCUCUGACAAAGGGUGAACGCUCGGGACAGGAAUUUAGGGCAAAUAUCAACGAUUUAAAAAGCAGUUUCCUGAAGAUAUUUGAAGAGAAACGAGCUUUGAUGUUUUAUUGAUAAGAAAUUAAAAUUUUCAGGAGCCAACGAAAACAAGCUUCUGCAUCCUAUACCAUUAACUUUUGAUUCUGUCUUAACGUAUCUUUUAUGUCGUGGUGUUAUUAUGACUACCUUGAUUUUUUUUCUCAACGAAAACUUUCCAAUCCAUGUAGGUCUCUUUAUUUUUAAACAAUUCCUUGUAGUCGAACGACUUUAUUAAAGGUAAUUAUUUUGCCUGUAUUCAUUUCUUCCUCGCGGCUCUGUUAACGCGAGUUCAAAUCCCUUUAUCGGAAAUGUUUCACCAUAAAUGUUUUCACCUUAGAGAAAAGAUUGAGUAUGUAGUCUGAUCGGUCGAGCGCAGAGAAGUCCUGAUUGGGACUUUUAUUGGUGAUUGUGACUCACGUUUCGACAACCUAAGCGAAAUUCUUCAUCAGAGCCUCUGUUUUACGGUGAAUAUAUCAACUGUUGAAAUUUGACAACAGUCAACAGUCGCCUUCAAACUGCUCUCGCUCGAAUGACAGGGUGUGUGUGCCUUUUUCGCAGUCCUGAUCGAUUUUUUCAGUUUAGGAAGUGGUCAAUUUUUUCGCCCGGGGGGGGAGGGAGUUGGAGAAUUUUGGAUGUAAUACGAUAAAAUUUACCUUAUUCCCCCCUCCCCUCCCCUCCCCUCCCCCAAGACUCUAUAGAUAUUCUUAUGAUUCCCCCGGUCAAUUUUCUAUAGUCCUCCAUUUGGACUCUGUUGACGACGACUGAUCUCCCCUCCGUUCCCCCCCUGAAAACCAUGUGAUUCUCCCCAAAAUCCUCCACCCUCCCCUCCCCUCCCCAUGGCUAAAUCAUAACUGGUCCUUAAUUGAGUUAUUUUUUUGAUGUUUUGCAGUUAAAGGCCAGAUUACCGACCACUGUACAGGAGGAAAAAACCAAAUUAUCAACGCUUCUGUUCCAGGUACCAUUUCUUCCCCGUGGAUACCCGGACUGUAUCCUAACAACAUGGACUGCACUUGGAAACUUCAGGCCCCUGAAGGAAAGAGAGUGAAUCUGAAAUUUGAUAAAUUUGAUUUGGCAAAACCUUGCGGCGCAGACUUUGUUGAAGUUAAUGACGUCACUGCAGACGAUACCCGCUCAAGGGGUAAAUACUGUGGAAAUUUUCCGGACACCACGUCGGCCGGUGAAGAAGUUGACGUGCGGUUUGUUUCCAAUUCUCAAGGACGCGAGAAAGGAUUUGUCAUAAAAUAUGAGGCUGUUAAUAGAGGUAAGAAUUUAGAGAUCAACGAAGGUAUUUAUUUGUGUAAAACUCUCCGGCGGUGAGUACAAGAGCGAAAUAAACUAAGGAAGGUUAGGUACGUACUCGGGCCGAGUGGCCCAUCCAGCCAAGGCUUGUCCAGGUUUCCAUGGCAUGAAGCGCUGGACUAGGAGUAUCACCACUCCCCCCUGGAUGGGAUGCUUGUCUAACGCAAGGUUACUCUCCCCCCCCCAACGCAUUUCAUUAGGCUUCCCUUUACCCGUUAACUCUUUAACUCCCAAGAUCUCAUUAGUAAUUCUCCUUACUGUCUGCCAUAUAGUUCUUGUGAUGUUAGUUUAGAGAAUUUGGUAUUGGAUUAACCAAAAAUCCCCUAGUUCAUAUUUUUCUAUAUUCUCAUUACUAGUCUGCUUGAUAUUGUGUUUAUAUUGUAAGGAGAAAUUCUGUCUUGGUCACUCAUGGGAGCUAAAGGGUUAAUACGCCCGGGUGGGGAGAGGCACGGUAAGAAUGAAGUGUCUUGCCUAAAAACACAACAAACUGAGCCGGCCAGCGCACAAAUAAUUUGGCCAGCGGGUCUCCCACACAAGGGCGAGGUCGUGUUGUAAUAUGAUUUUCAUCUUAAAAGUGUCUCAACGUAGACGCCAUCUUUCAAAUUCGACAUUUCUCGAAUGAGUCAGAUUGCAGAAAGCGCGAGGAUCAGGAGUGUACUAAAGCAAGCGUCAUGGUAAUUUAGAAUCAUUAAUUCUUGGUUUCUAAAUGCAAGCUUGAGCUGUUAGAAUCACGAGUUCGUUUCGUAAGAUCGCUCGCCAAGCUAAGCCGUUUUUUACUGAACGGCCAGCUGAAUCCAAAAGAUUAUCAGAAUUAAAGUCUCCCCCCCCUCAGCUUAAGUUGAACGCAGCGAUAAAAUUAUAUAUUAAUAUCAUACUAUAAGUUACAGAACCUUGUUUUUUCCGCUCGGAUUUAUGGCCUGCGCCCUUUACACCUGAGCUCUAAUUUGUUGUUUCAAGUAAGUCUUUGUCUUGAAAGCCGCGACUUAUGUGAAUCAAGUUAUGCUUCUGAGAGACCGAGCUCCAUUUGGCGUUAUUGAGUUCAAGAUCGUUAUGUUACUCGCAUCAACGGCCGUCAUAUCCCUGGGUUCCCCUGUAAUGAUAUAGCUCCAUCAAUAAUCCCGACGGGUAAAUCCCAACCUACGUAAUUCUAAAAUCUGCCUUUUUGCUUCAGGAUUUCAAUUGGCCUCUUCAAUAAUAGGAUGCUUUGGACUCUACGCCUUCUCAGUUUUAACGCAAGUUUAUUUUAGAAUUUGAUGAAUAAGGACCAACAUCGAUGUUAAAAUGCUUCAAUGACGUCUUCACCGGUGUUAUAUCUAUAAACACAACCUUCUUCUCAAUAUUAUCUCUCAAUUGGCUUCUGCGGUAUCAAGUUGUUCUCCUACAAAACUUUUUGUUGUUUAGUAAAGAACUAAGGGUCUCCUUACAGUAAGAGAAGGCAGACUAAUAAAAUUACUAAAAACCGGUCGUUAUUUAGCGCUUGUGUGUGUGUGUGUGCGGUGGCGGCGGAGGAUUUUGUUGUGUCUCGGUAAACUUUAUGUGAUAUCCCCCUAAGGCUAUGUGAUAUUUUCAUUUUCAUUGACAGUUAAUUUGCAGUCAGUUUUCUACAGAACCCUCCCCCCACCCCCCUAUCAUAAGCUCAAGUUGUUUACGAACUUGUCGCCUGUAAACGAGAUUAAGAUAAAUGAGCAAACUUAUAUUUCAAAUAACAUUACAAAAAGAGGAAAAGCCAUUUUAAAGUUUGCAAUUUAUAAAGUUGUAACAAUUAGACAUUGUACUUACCGUCUUUCAGCCGCCAUUUUGCAAAUGUUGCAAAUUGCUAGUGUUGACUAGUGCCAGUCCAUUCCGAAGUGACGUGAGCUCACGCGAAGCUAAAGUAGUAUAGUUCACGCUAUUUCACGUGAAAGGGAAAGCUGACGUUUGCCGUUUCACGCAGACGCGUCGCUAAAUCUCUCUAAUAGAUCACCGUAGACGUCAUAAUAUGGUAGGAACAUCAGUGACAUACUUAGCUGUGCCUUUUUAGCACUUUGUUGUUGUUGCACUUUUAAGAUGUUGUUUUCAUCGCAUAGAUCAACAAUCAAAAAUUUAAUUUGAGAUCAUAG
Molecule: messenger RNA, 7325 nt
Organism: Pocillopora meandrina
Lineage: Eukaryota; Metazoa; Cnidaria; Anthozoa; Scleractinia; Pocilloporidae
Source: the annotation of a GenBank genome assembly